AUGCGGCGAAAUGACAUUCUGCAAUGGUUGCGGGCGAACGAAAUUAUCAUUGAUGAUGAUGAUGCGCAGUUGACAGAUGAACAUGGGCUUUCUGCAGAGAGUCGUGGCCAACCUCUACAGCAUGAUCAGCAAGAACAAAUUUCUUCGGAGGAGAACUGCGUCGGUGGUGAUCAGCAUGAGAAUGAGGAUCCUGAGUUGAGUGGUGAACAGCGUUUUUUGGCAGAGGGUAAUGACCCACCUCCACAGCAUGAUCAGCAGGAACGAGCCUCUUCUGAGGAGCCUGGCCUUGGUGAUGCUCAGCAUGCACUUUCUCAGUCGCCUGGGGAGCGUAGCAUUGGUGAUCAUCAAUGCGAAGAGCUUGAGUUGACUGAUGCAGAGCGACCUUCUGCAGAUGUUAGUGACCAGUCUCAACAGCAUGAUCAGCAGGAACAAGUCUCGCCUAAUGAGCGCGGCCUUGGUGAUGCUCAGCAUGAAGGUUCAGAAUUGCCUGAUGCUCCGCCAGGUAUGGGUGAUGCAGAUAAUCAAAAUGAUGCUGAGUUGACUGAUGAACAGGGACCUUCCAGCUCCAGCUCCUCACGGUCAUCGUCGGAAGUGGAAGCGGAAUCCGAAGAUGAAU
Cladocopium goreaui is the source of this 616-nucleotide messenger RNA. The record is from the annotation of a GenBank genome assembly. NCBI's taxonomy places the organism in Eukaryota, Dinophyceae, Suessiales, Symbiodiniaceae.